AUGGAUCAGCAGCCCAGUCAGAUUUCUGGUAUGACGGAUCUCCUGUACGGUACCGGGCCUGUAACGACUGGCGGAAAGGCCAGAGCGAGCAAGACUCGCUCGUCCCGCGCUGGGCUCCAGUUCCCCGUCGGUCGUGUCCACAGGCUGCUGCGUAAAGGCAACUACGCACAUCGCGCUGGUGCCGGCGCUCCCGUUCACCUGGCGGCUGUACUGGAGUACCUGACCGCUGGAUCCGAGUUGCCAAACGCCGCCCGCGACAACAAGAAGAGCUGCAUUCCCGCUCACCUGCAGCUGUGGCCGUCCGCAAACGACGAGGAGCUCAACAAACUCCUGGGCGGGAGGACCAUUGCUCAAGGCGUGCUGCCCAACAUCCACUGCCUGCCGCCCAAGAAGACCGGAGGAGAAGGCCCCCAAGUCCAAUGCCCCAGACACAACACACAGAGUGAACAGACAGAGCAGUGUUCAUCCAUGGACAGCGCCUGGGAGCAGAAGUUGGGGGAGUAA
Messenger RNA from Hippoglossus stenolepis (Pacific halibut), 504 nucleotides. RefSeq names its product histone H2A. Gene Ontology annotation, cellular component: nucleosome. The record is from RefSeq and is a predicted model, not a curated record. Gene Ontology annotation, molecular function: DNA binding; structural constituent of chromatin; protein heterodimerization activity. NCBI's taxonomy places the organism in Eukaryota, Metazoa, Chordata, Actinopteri, Pleuronectiformes, Pleuronectidae.